Messenger RNA from Balaenoptera ricei (Rice's whale), 3561 nucleotides. It is a transcript of the gene STXBP5L, whose product is annotated as syntaxin binding protein 5L. Bases 1 to 3561 code for a protein of 1186 amino acids. Gene Ontology annotation, cellular component: plasma membrane; SNARE complex; cytoplasm. Gene Ontology annotation, biological process: regulation of protein secretion; regulation of exocytosis. Lineage: Eukaryota; Metazoa; Chordata; Mammalia; Artiodactyla; Balaenopteridae. The transcript is spliced from 27 exons. The record is from RefSeq and is a predicted model, not a curated record. Gene Ontology annotation, molecular function: syntaxin binding; myosin II binding; GTPase activator activity.
AUGAAGAAGUUUAAUUUCCGAAAAGUUUUGGAUGGCUUAACUGCCUCUUCCCCUGGCAGUAGUAGCAGCAGUGGCAGUAACAGUGGUGGUGGGGCUGGAAGUGGUUCCAUGCAUCCAGGAGGGACUGCAGGGGUCCUCAGAGAGGAGAUUCAGGAAACCUUGACUUCAGACUAUUUCCAGAUUUGUAAGACAGUUCGGCAUGGUUUUCCUUAUCAGCCCACAGCAUUAGCCUUUGAUCCAGUUCAGAAAAUCUUGGCUAUUGGGACGAGAACUGGUGCUAUACGAAUACUUGGGAGACCUGGCGUUGAUUGUUAUUGUCAACAUGAAAGUGGUGCAGCUGUUCUGCAGCUCCAAUUCUUGAUCAAUGAGGGUGCUUUGGUCAGUGCAGGUUCAGAUGAUACACUUCAUUUGUGGAACCUUAGACAAAAAAGGCCAGCUAUUCUUCAUUCUCUUAAAUUUAACAGAGAACGAAUUACUUACUGUCAUCUACCUUUCCAGAGUAAAUGGCUCUAUGUUGGAACAGAAAGAGGAAAUACACAUAUUGUAAAUAUUGAAUCUUUCAUUCUUUCUGGAUAUGUUAUCAUGUGGAACAAGGCAAUUGAACUAUCCACAAAGACUCAUCCAGGUCCAGUUGUACAUUUAAGUGAUAGCCCAAGAGAUGAAGGGAAACUGCUAAUAGGUUAUGAAAAUGGUACUGUAGUAUUCUGGGACUUGAAAUCUAAAAGAGCAGAACUGAGAGUUUAUUAUGAUGAGGCUAUUCAUUCAAUUGAUUGGCAUCAUGAGGGCAAACAAUUCAUGUGCAGCCAUUCAGAUGGUAGCUUGACUUUAUGGAACCUGAAAAGCCCAAGUCGUCCUUUCCAGACCACAAUUCCACAUGGAAAAACUCAAAGAGAAGGAAGAAAAUCUGAAUCUUGCAAACCAAUUCUUAAAGUAGAAUACAAAACCUGUAGAAACAGUGAACCAUUCAUAAUAUUUUCUGGUGGACUGUCCUAUGACAAAGCUUGCAGAAGACCAAGUUUAACCAUCAUGCAUGGAAAAGCAAUUACAGUGCUUGAAAUGGAUCAUCCUAUCGUUGAAUUUCUAACUUUAUGUGAAACACCCUAUCCAAAUGAAUUUCAAGAACCCUAUGCCGUUGCUGUACUUCUGGAGAAAGAUCUCAUUGUAGUUGAUCUGACACAAAGCAACUUUCCAAUCUUUGAAAAUCCAUAUCCUGUGGACAUUCAUGAAUCACCAGUUACAUGCACAGCAUACUUUGCUGAUUGCCCACCAGAUUUGAUUCUAGUGCUCUACUCUAUAGGAGUCAAGCAUAAAAAACAAGGAUACAGUAAUAAGGAGUGGCCAAUCAGUGGAGGAGUUUGGAACCUUGGCACACAGACAUAUCCAGAAAUUAUUAUUACUGGUCAUGCAGAUGGAUCGAUAAAGUUUUGGGAUGCUUCUGCAAUAACUCUGCAGAUGCUGUACAAGCUAAAAACUUCAAAAGUGUUUGAAAAACAGAAGGUAGGAGAAGGAAAACAAACAUGUGAAAUUGUAGAGGAAGAUCCAUAUGCCAUUCAGAUGAUCUACUGGUGUCCAGAGAGCAGAAUAUUCUGUGUAUCAGGAGUCUCUGCCUAUGUCAUAAUUUAUAAAUUCAGCAGACAUGAAAUUACAACAGAAAUAGUGUCAUUAGAAGUACGACUUCAGUAUGAUAUUGAAGAUAUUAUUACCCCGGAACCAGAAACAAGUCCUCCAUUUCCUGAUCUCUCAUCCCAGCUUCCUUCUUCAAGGAGUCUAUCUGGGAGCACUAACACUGUGGCUAGUGAAGGAGUAACGAAGGAUAGUAUCCCAUGCCUCAAUGUUAAGACACGACCAGUGCGGAUGCCUCCAGGGUAUCAAGCAGAACUUGUUAUUCAAUUGGUCUGGGUGGAUGGUGAACCUCCACAACAGAUUACUAGCCUUGCUGUAAGCUCAGCAUAUGGAAUAGUUGCAUUUGGGAACUGCAAUGGGUUGGCUGUGGUGGAUUUUAUACAGAAGACAGUACUGUUAAGCAUGGGGACCAUUGACCUAUAUAGAUCAAGUGACCUAUACCAACGACAACCACGGUCUCCUCGAAAAAACAAGCAGUUCAUUGCAGACAACUUUUGCAUGCGUGGCCUGUCUAACUUUUAUCCUGAUUUAACGAAACGGAUCCGUACUUCCUAUCAGAGUUUAACUGAGCUGAAUGACAGUCCAGCUCCCCUAGAACUUGAGCGUUGCAAGUCUCCCACUCCAGAUCAUGUAAAUGGACACUGCACAAGUCCAACUUCCCAGAGUUGCAGUUCUGGAAAACGUCUUUCCAGUGCUGAUGUUUCAAAAGUAAAUCGCUGGGCUCCUGGAAGACCACCAUUUCGAAAAGCACAGUCAGCUGCUUGCAUGGAGAUUUCUUUGCCAGUUACAACAGAAGAAAGUCGAGAAAAUUCCUAUAAUCGCUCUAGAAGCUCUAGCAUCUCCAGUAUUGACAAAGAUUCUAAAGAAGCGAUUACAGCACUAUACUUCAUGGAGUCCUUUGUUCGGAAAAAUGACUCUACUAUCUCCCCUUGUUUGUUUGUUGGAACUAGUCUGGGAAUGGUGUUAAUCAUCUCCCUAAACCUACCUUCAGAAGAUGAACAAAGAUUUACAGAGCCAGUCAUGGUAUUGCCAAGUGGUACAUUCCUCUCAUUGAAAGGAGCUGUCCUAACAUUCUCCUGUAUGGACCGAACUGGCAGAUUAAUGCAACCACCAUAUGAAGUCUGGAGGGAUCCAAACAACAUAGAUGAAAAUGAGAAAUCUUGGAGAAGAAAGCUGGUCAUGAACUGCCCCUCUCCAUCCCAAGAAAUAGGAGAUCAUCAGUAUACAAUAAUCUGCUCAGAAAAACAAGCCAAAGUCUUCUCACUGCCUUCUCAGACUUGCCUCUAUGUUCAUAACAUCACCGAGACAUCUUUUAUACUACAAGCAGAUGUGGUGGUCAUGUGUAACAGUGCCUGCUUGGCAUGCUUUUGUGCCAAUGGGCAUAUCAUGAUAAUGAGCCUACCUAGUCUUCGCCCAAUGUUGGAUGUUAAUUAUUUGCCACUGACAGACAUGAGGAUAGCACGGACGUUUUGUUUUACCAAUGAAGGACAGGCAUUAUACCUUGUCUCUCCUACUGAAAUUCAGCGGUUAACAUACAGCCAAGAGAUGUGUGAUAAUCUACAGGACAUGCUAGGAGAUUUGUUUACUCCCAUAGAGACACCAGAAGCUCAAAACAGAGGCUUUCUCAAGGGACUCUUUGGUGGAAGUGGACAAACAUUUGACAGAGAAGAGCUCUUUGGGGAAGCUUCAGCAGGAAAAGCAUCACGCAGCCUUGCACAGCACAUUCCUGGACCAGGUGGUAUAGAAGGGAUGAAAGGUGCUGCCGGAGGGGUGAUGGGAGAGCUGACUCGUGCACGGAUCGCACUUGAUGAGAGAGGACAGAGGCUAGGAGAGCUGGAAGAGAAAACUGCAGGCAUGAUGACCAGUGCAGAAGCAUUUUCCAAACAUGCACAUGAGUUAAUGCUGAAAUAUAAGGAUAAGAAAUGGUACCAAUUCUAA